Molecule: messenger RNA, 11283 nt
Organism: Pocillopora meandrina
Lineage: Eukaryota; Metazoa; Cnidaria; Anthozoa; Scleractinia; Pocilloporidae
Source: the annotation of a GenBank genome assembly
AUGCCAUCCAAGAUGGCGGACCACGAGACUGUUCUUCUGGAGGUAAUAAACACCAAGCACAAAAAGACCGGUGGAACCUUGCGUCUCAUGUCCAAUGAACUGCUUUGGAUACCUUACGGAUCAGAUAAUCCUAAACUGUCAUGUGCGUACUCUGAAAUCAAAGGUAAAAUUGACCAACCGAUUUGAUUCGAUUGAAUUAUUGAAGUGAUGUCACGUGUACGGCCUGUCUUCAUCAGCCGGCACAUUGCUACUGAUCCUACCAUGUGAUUAUAAUUCGAAAAGUGUUGCAUUGUAUGAUAUCGUGUUUCGAUCAUUGCGCUUGUAGACUAAUGCUAUCACUGGAGUUUUCUUUCCUAAUAUUACAAUCGUCCAGUUGUUGGGUCGAUGUUCACUGCAUUAGCCAAUGGGUCGCGGGUGCCUCGACAUGGAAAUAGGGUAGAGAGUGUAUCAUAUAUGCAUGGUUAUAGUUUUAACGCCUCGAAAUGUACGGUUUUAUACAUCAUUUUUCACAUGUCCACACUCUUCUGAUCAGAUUCAAUUGAAGGACUCUGUUUCCCUUCAGCUUUUCAAACGUAUCCACAUUUUUUCUCACUUUUUCCUUGUUUUUAGUGAUUAACCAUACUCUCCGUCAGGUUUGCAACAUGAGAAUUUUUUAAAUUUAUGAGCCAAGGUGGACUUGUACAAUUCUUCAAGUGAAAUAUCCUAGCAUUCCUACUGGGGCCAAUUAAUUCUUGUAAACCAAUAGGAGGUGCACUCUGUUGUUUUAAUCAACCAUUUACACCCUAACAUCAGCAUGCAUAUUCUCCACACCAUACAUUUCCUAAGGUGCUGACAUGGGGAAUUUGUUUAAUAAUCGAGGGCUUCUUCAGUUGGUGAUUAUUCACUUUACUCUUGUUACCUUAGUAUUGGAUUUGGGGUUGAUGUUGUGAGGAGAAAUUAGACAUUAGACAUGCUACAUAUACAGUAGUCUCUCUCAAGAGUCAAAUACUUAAAUGGUGGCUCACUGCAACAAUUAGCGCUAAGAAUUUGCAAAUGGAAAUGUUUAUGGUAUCUCUGUUAUUUUAUAAAAUAAUACACUCUAUUUGAUGGUUUAACAUGCAUUACAUGUGGAUAUUGUGGGAGUUUUCCUAGAAUUUGUCUGAGCCCCUUUAAGAGCAAGGUAAAAUAUGAGCAAUGAGCUCCACCAAAUGAGAUUAUGUCAAACUUGUGUGGCAGACACCAUUUUCCAUAAAAAAUUAACAAAAUAUAAAUAAUUCAGUGACUGAAGUGGUAUUUAACCCUUUACACCCUCACAUCAGUAUACAUAUUCUCCUUGCUGUUCUCUAUAAAUUUCCUAAGGUGCUGACAAGGAGAAGGUGUUUAUCAAUUAGUAUGUUUUUUAAUUGGUGAUUGUUUUCUCUAUUCUCAUGACUUAAAUGUUUGAUUCAGGGGUGAUAUUGUAAGGAGAAAUUAGAUGCUAGGCACUCUUAGGGGUCAAAGGGUUAAUAAUUCCACUUAUUGUUCUUGGUGAUGUCAUAAGUAAAGAAUAAAUGCCAAAUUUAUGAACAGGUUGUCUAAAGCAAUAAGUUCUGUCAACAGUUCAACGAAUAAGUCCAGAGGGCAGCUCAAAAAUACAGAUACAGAUUGUUCUCCACGAUGGAAACUCCUUCACUUUCCAGUUUACAAAUGACUCGGCCGUAAAUGCUAAAAAAGAAAGAGAUGAUGCUAAAGACCUCCUUGCUCAGCUUAUCCCAGUCCAUCGAAAAAAAGCCAAUAAAGAGCUUGAGGAAAAGAACAGGUAAAAUUUUGAAGUUAUGCAAAGCUAUAUUUUGUUUGAUAUACCUGGUUGCAUUUGAUGAUCUUGUGAGGUAGUGGCUAGAAAGUUGUCUGAGACAGUUACAAAUUAUUUAUGGGAAAGAGGUAUCUAUGGGAACUCUUCAAGUUGUCAACACUAUACAAAGGCAUUGUUAUGCUAUAUCAUUCAACUGUCAAUGAGUACCAAAAAUCCAAAUACAGUUCUUGUAAUUACCUGGAAAAAGAUUGGGAUUUGGAGAAAAACAUUUUCACAAUUCAGUCAUCAAAAUAAUCUUAUGGCUGAUUUGUAAGACAUCAUGAUAAGAUUCCAAGGUACUUUUAAGGAAGGGUCAUGUGUCACCACUGUGCGGCUCAUUAAUUGUCUGAAUGUUAACCUUACAUGCGCUCCACAUUGGAGAACAAUACUUUAAAGAAGAGGGUUACAUUGAAGUAGAACUUACAUGAACUUCCCUACCAGGGGCAGAACUAGGAUUUUUAAAGAGGGGGGGCACCACAAGCACCAUAGGCACAGGGUUUCUAGGGGAGUCUGAGGCAUGCUCCCACAGAAAAUUUUGAAAAUUUGAGUCUCUAAAAUGGCCAUUUCCAGCAUUUUAAGACCAAUUUCUUGCUCAUAAGCCUCUUUCAAAUGAUGAAUUAAAAAACCUUAUUCACAAAGGAAGAGGUUUAGCAUAUUGUCAAAAGGGAGGGGUGGAGCACCUUGGUCUAUGGGGAUUGGUAUUUUGAAUGUGUCUACUACUGUGAUUUGACUUUGCCAUGACUGUGUAGCUUUGACUCCUUAGGACUUUGCUCUAUAAAUACUUCCUGGAAUCAGUGAAAUUGGAGACAAUUGUUUACUAAGCUGAAUCUAGCUCUUCAUGAGGGCUAGGUGAGCUCAGUCUUUUGUCCAUGAGUAAUACAACCAUGCCACGAGCCAGUCAACUGUUAAAGAAACGACUAAUGAAAAAAAAAAAAAUUAUAUCUUGUCUCGUGUUUACAACAACUGAACUUAUAGUAAUACACAUCAUUGGUGAAUAAUGUCAUCAUUUGCAUCACCAGAGCGUCUUUUGACGACUAACUUUUAAGGAAUAGCUUUAUAUCAGUAAUGUUGCAUUAGAGCAAGGUAGAAUAGUUACACUGCAAAGAUUUGGGCCACAACUGAUGCCGGUUACAUCUUGAAAGUUGUCUGAUAAUAUUAUUUAGAACCUUUCUUACAGUGAGAGUUAGUUUUGAUUUGAAAAAACUCAGUUCAGCACUGAUAUUAAUUUUUGGCCCACCUAAAAGGGGGGGCAUGGGCUCCCCAUGCCUCUCCCCUUGAGUCUGCCACUGCCCACAUUGUCCUUUACUUUCAGAGAGGUCCUGAUUGUGAUAUGGCAGAGGUAUAGGCAUUUUAAUACCAAAAAUGAUUUAAAUGCUGUCCUUUGAGGACAAGUAUUUUUUAUCAGUAAUGAUAAUAGUACAGUUAUAAUUAAAGAUCCUCAAUGAUUGAGGUAUUUGGUAAAUUCAACCUUACAUAAAUGAAGUUGUUAACAUAAACUUUUGCUCUUGUUUAUUUAUUUAUUUCAGAAUGCUGAAAGAUAAUCCUGAGUUGUAUCAGCUGUAUAAAGAUCUAGUUGUCAGUGGAGUUAUUACUGCUGAAGAAUUCUGGGCAAAUAGAGCAAAGGUAAUAGUAUAGUUUCCAAAAUAUAUUUUCAUGUAUUGUCCCUUUUCCUCUUGGGAACCUUUAGCAAACCAGGGCAGUGGCAGCAAUUAGGAUGUGGCAAAACAAAGAUUUAAUGGGCAAAACAAUUAUAGUUCAGCAUGUGUGUUUUAGAACUGUGUUCAUUUCUUUGUGGUCCUCUGCAAAAUAACAACAUGAAAUCAUCAAAAUUUGGGUGAUCUAAGAAAGGAAACCCUAAAGGCAAAUUAUUUAAGUUUCCAUGUGGAACUUAACGCUGCUCUUAUACAUUAUUCUGAUGUUAACUUGUGGCACCGGAAAAGAGUCACACUACACACAUUUAGCUAUUUGCAAACUUCUUAGUAGACAUAAAUGUAUAUAUUUUUUAAUGGAUAUCUACUUUGGUAUUGCUGUUUAACUGUAAUAGGUCCCUCAUGUUCGUCUGUGUACAGUCCUUUGGAAUCUCUUUGUAAUGUACCAAGAAAACUGUUAUAGGGGAUUCAGGAGUACACCAGAUCUUGACAGAUUCCCACUAAUGGGUGACAGAUAGCAUUUCAUGCGACUUGUUAAGAAACUACUGAAAAGGACUGUCUCUUCCAAGCCUCUUGUAAUGAUUAAGUUUUGAGACAUCAGAUUUGUAAAUUUUUUUCAAAGAUCUCACAACCAAACUAAGUGUCUUUGUCUGGCAACCAAAUAAAGGUAUACUGCUUAUUACAGUAUACAGGUAAAUUUCUCACAUACCACCCAGAGCCACCCUUAGUAGUCUUUUCCCCUGAACAGGGGUGGCAAAUGAUUAGCAUCAGGGCUGUCAAUAAGGGUUGUGAGCUUUAACACCUGUCACAGCUGAGCACACUUGAUGUUGUGAGUGAAGAGGUCAAUUGCUGUUGAGUUACACCUGGGCAUGUAUCACACAGUAAUGGGUGUUAUCUCCUAUGUAAUGGCUGCUUCAAAACUUAGUGACAGCCCUGAGCAAAUCCUGGUACCAUAACCAGAGACAAUUGCCUCAUCUGGGACAAACUUGGACAUGUAAUUGUUCAAAUAAGACACUGCAGCAUAGCCUUGUGUUUACAAUCUUUGCAGCAUUUGAAUGAUGAUGAUGAUGAUGGUGACGAUGGAGCAUCCAACACUAAAGUUAAAGUACAACAAUUUGCAAUAUGGUUUUUUUUUGUCUUUUCCUUGCAGAAUCAGGACACCCAAGUAGUACAGUCAGAACAGGCUAUUGGUUUGUCUUCGGCAUUGCUUGUAUGUUGAAUAUUUGUUAAAUACAUCUACAUGUACUGAGUAUUUCUUUAGAAAAUUUUUUUGCAUGACAAAUUUGUCCUGUUUGAAAUUAUUAAAUUAUCUAUUUAUUAUUUAGAAUUAUGACAGUCACUGUUACUAAACUGGUGUUUGAAAUUCUGCUUUGUUAUUCUUUAGGCAGAUAUGCAACCAGAGAGCUCAGGCUGCAAUGAAGUCAAAUACAAUUUAAAUGUGGAUACUAUAGAGGCAAUAUUCAAGACAUAUCCAGCUGGUAAAGAGUUAGACACAUACAGUUUAAAUAUUUCAGUGCUCCAAGCUGUGAUCAUUUUGGUCACCAUGGCAAGUCUAAAAAAUUUCAGUGGCUAAAUUUGCAGCAAAAGUCAAAUUGAGGACUUGUGGUCUGUGGUCAUGUGGCAAGUUGUAAAUGUUUCUCUUACUUGAUGUUUUUUGUUCAAAUUUGAAGUGACAUAAACAUUUGCAUGACAGUGAAUGAUGUUGCUCAAAAUGCACUCUUUUGUUUUUUAAGCAACUAAAAUUCUAUUACUUAAAGCCCUUAUUGGUAAAGGUCUUAGACAAAAGACACAGUGAAUAAAAACUUGUUGACUUAUGUAAUUUAUGAUAAAACUCUCCCUCAUUAGUUAAGAGAAGAAUGUUAAAGAAUUUUUGUAAUGAUAAAUGGCUCUAUGAUUGAUAAUCACUCAAUGCAAGAUAAGGUUAAUUUCCAGGGCAUAACCAUUCUUAAAUCAAUUAGUAAGAACAUUUAGCAGUGAAUUACUUAUCAAUUAAUUACUAAAAUAGUUAAUUAAUUAUUGGCUGUUUCAAUCUAUUUUAUGUAGUGAAAAGAAAACACCAGGAAGUUGUUCCUCAUGAGGUAUUUGUCUUAUAUUGAGAAAUAAAGGUUAUUCCAUGAAAAUUGCACUCAAAUGAUUUUCAAUUCACAAGUUACAAUGCAUCAAAAGAACGAAAGAGUGAGCACAAUGAACGAGUGAGUUUUUUAUGCAUUUCAGCAAGUGAAUAAAAAAUUGUUCAAGCGCUUUCCAUGGUAUAAUGUUUUUAUUUCAUACAUACUGAAAUUUACACCGUGAAGUAGGCUGACUGACUGAAAUACAUUGUUUAUCCAAUCAGAGGCACAAACAGUAGUACUUCACAGUAUAAAUGUCAGUAUGUGUGAAAUAAAGUUUUACUCUCUGAUGAGCUUAUUUGUGGAAAAAUCACAGAGUGUCCAUUCUUUCAUUUUGUAUAAGUGGUUACUGUUGACUACUGACUUUCAUCUUUGAUUGUAAAUACAAAGAAAGGUGUAAAGAUCCCUUCAUAGAUGAGAAAUACCUUUCUAAAUAGCACCUCAUGUACUUUUGAAGAAGGCUUUAGGUCGAUGGAAAAAAGCAGGAAUGUGCAUCUUGGUGGAAGUGUCAUUCUACUACUGUAUCCCUUGACAACUACCAAGUGCCUUUCACCUGAUACAGUGCUCGUUUCAACUUACAAUGAGUGUGGGAAUGUCUAUUUUGAAUAUAGUUUUAAACAUUCAAUAAUACCACUUUCUUGUUUCCAGAUGCCAGAGAAAGACUUUUGGACAAAGUUUUUUCAGUCGCAUUAUUUCCACCGAGACAGAAAUGCCACAAGGGCAAUGUCAGGUGACAUCUUCACUGAAUGUGCAAAGGAGGAUGAACAGGGUAAAAGAAUGAUAGCCUUCCCUUCCAGUCAAACUAAAACAGAGGAUAACAGGAUAGUUUAGUAUUAUCAACUAUGAGUUGAUAAGUAAACAUAAAUUGCAUGGCCACCUUAAAGGAUUUAAAGCUGAUGUUUCAAGUGUUAGCCCUUCAUCAGAGCCAAUGAUGAAGGGCUAACACUUGAAACAUCAGCUUUUAAACUCUUUACGGAGGCCAAUUUUGUUAUCAACUAAGUUGGUAAAAAUUAAUUACCCUGUUGUACUCUUCCACUAACGCAACACCACAGUUUCUUUAGAAACUUAACUCCUUAAAACAGAGGAUGAUGAGCCAUGCCUUGAAGAUGUGCCAUUGCUAAAAUCUUAUCUAUUUUAUGUGCCAAAUGUGUUUUGUGUGGCUGACAAUUGGUGAUUAUCAGGAAACGUCAAUAAGAGACUGGAGUUUUAAUUCGAAAAGAGGUAUUCAUUUACUCUGAAUUUUGUGUGAUCGUUAGGAGAGGGUAGCAAGGGAAAGCAUUCUUGUUCCUGACCUGUGUUGGUUUUUCAUAAAUUCUUCAUUGGAAUCAAAUGAAAAACUGUUUGUUGUCCAUUUGUUGUAUCUAAAGGCAGUUUAAAUCAAGGUGUCUUGCACCCUUCUUCUACACAGAGCAAUUGUCAAGGAAACUUGCAACCUUCAAUGAUCCUUUGUUGGACUUAACAGGAGCGUCACCAGUUCCUGAAGAGGUCUGUAAACAGUGCUGUGAUCAAGUAUAACAAGAAACGAGUCAGUGUGCGCUAAUUAUUUGUUUUUGAUUUUUUCACGACUUUGAGGAGCAAAUUAUUAAUUGUCUUUCUUCUUUAAAUAGGGAUAUGGACUAACUGCAGAAGCGGUAGAUCCCAAGAACAACGCAGUAACUCAGUCCUUGUUUAGAAAGCUGAAUCACCACAGUUUAAUGGUAGUACAAGCCACAGCUUCUGGGUAAGAAGUCACAACAUAAGUGACACCAUCAACAUGGUGACACACUCGCCUCUGCCUCGUUUGUCUCUUAUUUGAUUUAAUACUGAACAGAUUCAUUAUAAUUUUGUACCAUUCUCCUCAGUUCCAGCGUAAACAAAGAAAAGGAGAAAAAUGGAAAAAAUGGCAAAAUGAAUGAAGCAGAUCCCCCUGCUAAAAAGGUUAGCAAAUUGUUCCUGGCAGUGGUUCUCCCUCUUUAACCAACGUAGAGGCUCUGCGCAUGUAACAAUUUGUUUUCUAAUUUUACUGAAGAGGGAAGCAUUUUAUCACCGCUAAAAGGAAAAUAUAGGGAACGUUGGGGAAGAAUAAGUCCUUGUCGUGUUAGUUAAAGAUUUAACACUCACUUCUUAAUGAGAGUGACAAACUUAUCAGCUCAGUACUUGACUGAAAGGCUAAUACUCAAUUUUUUGUUUUGCAUAGUUUUCUGUCUGAAAAACAAAUAUACUUCACUAGUACUAAGUUUCAUGUACUUUUUAAUUUCUAUAUUUUAGAGUCGUCUCAGAGGAAUGGUGGAAUAUGACGAUUUGUCUGAGCAACAAUCCAGAGAGCUCCCGAGCUUAAAAAUUGCUGACUCGUCAAAGUUUUCGCAAGGUCUGAUACCGGCUAUCCCAAAGGUAAGACAAUCCAUGGAUCAAUUUUCAAUUGAGCAGCAAAAGAAAGCCGGGCUUCGUUCGGGUUUGCUUUGCGACGUGGUGAGAUUGGUCGAGAAAACUCGCUCCACUUUCUCAGCCAAUUAGACUCAAAACUAAUAAUCUAUCGCGACGUGGUCACUCUCGUUUUUUCGCUCUUUAUGACGCAUACGUAUAAUUGCUUUGAGUUCUCGUUGGCUUGUUGUGUCAUUUUUCUUUGCUCUGAUUGGCCGUCGUGAUUGCUUUCGAUUGGCUUUACGACAGACAAUCGGAAUAUGCAGCAUAGGAACGUGGCAUAGGGUUUUCUAUACCAAGCUUUUGCAACUGAGCCUCUUUUUCAGUUAGGUAUCAGUUUUAAUUUGUUCAUAAUGUAGUUUCGUCUCGAUUUCUACAGGAAAGGGGAUCAGUUCACUCCAAACUCAGUCAUACAGACAUUUCCAAAGCCAUCCAGAGUAACCAAAGGGAGGUUGAAUAUUGGCGACCAAACCUACCCGGGGUAAGUAGUGUAUGCUUUAAAUGCCCUCCUAAGUCACAUUUAAGAGAUAUUAUCUUGUUAACGUGGGUGACAGAAAUAACGCAAAGCCUUUUUCUCUAGCGCCGUUAGCAUGACAAAGGUAACGCAAAGCCUUUUCCUUUGGCUCUGUUAGCGUGACGAAGGUAACGGAAAGCCUUUCUGUUGUACUCCGCGCAAGGCAAAAGUGAGGGAGAGCAUAAUUUUUGGCGUAGUCGAGUGGAACACAAAAACUUUGCUUUUGCACUGUUGUGCGUGUCUGGUAUAACACAAACCAUUUUCUUUGGUGCUAUCGUGCAUGACAAAAGUAGAGAAAGGUCUUUUCUUUUUGGGUCGUUGUGUGUAACCAAAACAACGGAAAGUCUUUUCUUUUGCGUGAUAAAAAUAACUGGGAACUUUUCAUUGUUACUGUUUAGACUCUUCCCAGUGACAUGGCUUGUCACGUCCUUACAGAAAUGUCCCCUGGUGGAUCUUUGAUGAGCACAACUUCUGAGACAAGCAUGCAACGUAAAUAUGAAAUCAGUGCAAAUUUUGAAUAGAAUGUCGAAAGUAAUCUGUGAUUGCAUCAAUGUCACUAAUAUCUACUCGAACUGAUUGAUUUAUUGAUCGAUUGAUUGACUGACGGACUAGCUGACUGACUGACUGACUGACUGACUGACUGAUUCUCUUAUUGACUGACUGACUUACCGACUGUCUGACUGACUGACUGACUGUCUGACUGAUGGACUGAAUAAAUGAUUGUUUGAUUGGUUGAUUGCUUUGCAUUGUGUAGCAAACUCGUGCUACCCUCUCAACCAAUCAGAUGUAAAUGGAAAACCAGUUGCGUCUUGGUAGCGUACGUGUUCCUGAGCUCACUCUGAGCAUUCAUUUGUUUCCUCUGCUGUUGUUAAUCUUUGCUCUAAUUGGCUAUGGACUUGUUGGCUUGGACUACCAUUUUAAUGAAAACGAUACGAAAACAAUUUGUCAACCAGAAACAUUUCAUCAGUCUUAAUGGCAAAAACGACGUGUUUGACUAAAUUUCUGGAUUUGCGAGAACGGCUUUUUAGAUACUCUGAGUUUUCUAGCCUUUGUUCCAUCUUUCAUCAAGGAGAGAAUAUUUAACUGAGCAGAUUUUUUUUGUUUUAACAUACAGAUUUAGUGUCUUCGUCAGUUCAGGCGGAAGUUAAGCUUCAGUACAACUCACUGUCCGAGCUGCUAAGACACUUUUGGUCAUGCUUUCCAAUCAAGACACAAUUCUUGGAGGAAAAGGUGAGACAAGCUCGGGUAAUAAACUGUAAGGUUUUUUUUCCUAAAAACCAGAUGUCAGAAAGGCAAUAGUUGGCUAUUGUAUGAUAUUUAACUGUAUUUCCUCAAAUAAGUGCCCACGCUCUAAUAAGUGCCCUUCCCCGAGUAAGCACCCACCCCUAAGCGCCCCUCUCGAAUAAGCCCCCUCGGUCCCUCCUCCCUCACUUUCUUAAAUAGUAGGGAUACAAUCCUCUACUCUCACUUUAUUUAAAGCUUUUUAAGCUUCAGAAACAGUGGAAUCAGUGUAAUAGAAUGAUAAGCGCACCCCUCGAUUAAGCACCCCCUUCCGAUAAGCGCCCCUCCUUACAGCCGAAAUUUGAAAUAAGCACCUAGGCACUUAUUUGAGGAAAUGUAGUAUUCUUGUUUGUUUUACACAACGUGAUGUAAGUUGACAUUCAUAUGCUGAGAUGAAAUGGCCUGAUGUGUGAAUUCUUGGUUAACAGAUGGUUAAAAUGGGCCAAAGCCUUGAAAAGUACAGAGAUGCCAAGCUGCAGCAAUUCCGCAAUCAACUUCCCGCCGAAGAGGCUCAUGUAAGGAAGAAUGUUAAACGUUUAAAGCUUCGUGUCACUGCAGUGUACAUUCGCCAUCGUGCAGUCCUUUCUAAUCUUUCAGUUUCACUUAAAUCUGUUAUAAAACUGCGGAUUAGAUCAGUCGUUACUCCUUUCGCUUUUUAAUCUUGGUAUGAUAGUACCGUAGAAGACAAAAACAGCUUUGUAAUCGGAAACGUCGUUACACACAUUUUCUCCGAUAUAGUAUGAUUAAAUUUCAUCAGCAGGGAGUUUUCAGGUUUUAGGUUCUUUUAAUACUCAUCGUCUCUUUAUGUUAUUCAUACUCUUAUUUUCCUUGUAUUUAUUUAGCUGGCCAAUCACUUAGUAGAGAUGCUAGACACUGCGCUUACAAAGUACAGAACGUGGCUGGAAAAGAAGUCAGGCGCUAAGAUCUCUAGUAGCUGACCGUGAAUGCAGGAGACUCGCCGCAAUUCAGCAUUUUGUGAUGCAAGAGUGAAGGGAGGAGAGGGUGGAGUGCGAAUAGGCGACCUUCUUUCGUACAUUGGUCACCAAAGUGACACUCAAGAUUUUUCCGCCUUGUUCAAGAAAAAAAGCGGACUGAGUUGUGUCUUUCUCUUUACUGGCAACUUGAGAUAAUUGUUUGCAGAUAAUUGACGAACUUCGCUUUGUUUAUAUUGGGACAUUCUUUGACAAAAUGUUCCACCUUUUAACGCUGUGACAGUGAAAAACCGAUGUCUGAAUUGGACUUUGAAAGGUGUUUUUCAUCGUUAUUCAACCGAUUACUGUUUUCAUCAGUUUAACAUUUUGAAUAAUGUAAAUAAUUUCUCCAUUUCAAUUCCUUUUUGCUAAAAGUAAAUUAGAGUAAAAGAACUCUAAAGCCACUUCCGUAAAUUGUUGUAUUUUUUGCGUCUGAAAGACAUGAUAAAUUCCAUACUGUAAAUCGUGUGCCUAUUUGUACGUUUGGCAACUGAACAGAGUUCCUCACAUCAUGUGUUUUGGAGGUAAAAGGGGAAAUAAAAGAUGCUCU